AUGGAAUAUAAUUUUAUUAGUAGAAGUACUCUUAAUAAGAUUCUUAAAAAUUAUGUUUCUAAUCUUCCUGAAUUAAAACAUAAAAAAGCUUUAAUUAACCCAUAUAAAAAGACUUCUUAUGAACAUGUUUAUGAGAGUAAACUUUGCAAAAAUUAUAUAUUAGUUAAUGAUUUGUUUGAAAGAAAUAUUUGUGAUGAAGAAGAAAUUUUGAGUACUAUUGAUAUUCAGAGUGAUUCAAUUAUGAAUUUGGAUAAUAAUAUAAAUGAUAAG
This is a messenger RNA of Scutellospora calospora, 270 nucleotides long. Lineage: Eukaryota; Fungi; Glomeromycota; Glomeromycetes; Diversisporales; Gigasporaceae. The record is from the annotation of a GenBank genome assembly.